Acipenser ruthenus (sterlet) is the source of this 807-nucleotide messenger RNA. Its product is annotated as DELTA-thalatoxin-Avl1a-like. NCBI's taxonomy places the organism in Eukaryota, Metazoa, Chordata, Actinopteri, Acipenseriformes, Acipenseridae. The record is from RefSeq and is a predicted model, not a curated record. Gene Ontology annotation, cellular component: pore complex. The transcript has 3 exons. The coding region runs from base 66 to 572 and encodes 168 amino acids. Gene Ontology annotation, molecular function: channel activity. Gene Ontology annotation, biological process: monoatomic cation transport; cytolysis in another organism; pore complex assembly.
GUUUAGUUAAGACUAAGAGAAGACGAGAGAGCAGCACAGCCGCUGGGACACAGUACAAGAGCAGCAUGAACGUCACAAUUGAAAAGCUUGUUGAGGAAACCGACGCUGGCAGAUGUGUUGGAAUAGAGAUCCGGAAUAAAAGCGCAAAAAUCAUCCUGGAGCACCCUGAAAGCUACUGCUCCAGCGGUUACCUGAAAAUUCCUCCACAGCCAUCCGUUCAUCCUGGAGAGACGGGCAUGGCUGUCUUUGUGAAGACCCAAAAUUCACUUCGUGGAAGCGUGGGGGUCCUCAGCUACAAGUUCAACCACAAGCGUUUCUUCCUCUACUUCUCAAACCCCUUUGACUAUGUUCUGUAUAACAAUGAGUUUGCAUUGCACAUCGCUGAUGAAUCUUUGCGAACAGACGACAGAUUGUAUGAAAGUCUAACUCUUGGCCAUGCGCAACAGCCUUAUGAAAAGAGGAAUAUCGGGCAUGGGAAUUCAUCUUUGAAACUGAAAGGUGAAGGGGCACAGAUUGCAGCUACAAUGUCUGCAAACGCCAAACCAAUCAUUAAGCUUGAGUUUAGUGAUUAAACUUAUGACCAGACUAGCUUCAGUUUAGUGAGGAAGGUUUUUAAGAACCAUGCUAGCUUCAGUUUCUUUUUAGAGCAUUAACGCUAAAAAACCCCUUUUUAAAGCACAAUCACAGUAUUAGGGAUCUUUCUCUUUAGACAAUUGCAUUAGGUUGUAAAAUGUUGCAGCACAGUCCUAGUUUGUUUAUAAUGGGGUUUAUAAUAUGCUGCAUGAUUUAUAUAUGGCCUCAGCUCUA